This is a messenger RNA of Penicillium brevicompactum, 1059 nucleotides long. Its product is annotated as class I SAM-dependent methyltransferase. The transcript has 9 exons. Gene Ontology annotation, molecular function: methyltransferase activity. The coding region runs from base 1 to 1059 and encodes 352 amino acids. The record is from RefSeq and is a predicted model, not a curated record. Lineage: Eukaryota; Fungi; Ascomycota; Eurotiomycetes; Eurotiales; Aspergillaceae.
AUGCCUCCAGAAGAUUCAGUCCAUGACACACAGAGAGUGCCUAGCAGCCCUGAAGCUCAGGUGCUGUGCAAUGAUCACACUAAUGUCCCGAUCAAUACCAGUGGCCCGAUGAUUGCCGAUGACUUCAGUGACGAAGGAGAGUUUGAGAGCGAGGAUUCCGAUAUCACUUCUCUCUCAUCCAGUGUACUAGAUUAUGAAUAUGAAAAUGGUCGACGAUAUCACAGCAGCCGAACUGGCCAGUAUAUGAUGCCGAAUGAUGAAGAAGAGCAAGAUCGUAUGGACUUGACACAUCAUAUAUGGCUCAUGUUAAUGAAGGGUGAGCUAUACAAAGCUCCAAUCACAAACCCUCAGAAGAUUCUCGACCUCGGCACCGGCACCGGCAUAUGGGCUCUUGAUAUUGCCGAGAAGUUCCCAGCAGCAAAAGUAAUCGGCAACGAUAUCAGUGCCAUCCAACCGAGCUGGGUGGCGCCUAAUGUGGAGUUCAUUGCCGAGGACUUCGAAAGCGAAUGGCUCUACAAGAAAGACAGCUUCGAUUUUGUACACGCGCGAUUACUCGCAGGAUGUGUAGCCGACUGGUCCCAUUUCUUCAGUCAGGUCUUCGAACACGUCAAACCAGGCGGGUAUUUCGAGAUUCAAGAAAGUGCCGUUUGGGCCUGGAGUGACGAUGGCACACUGAGGGCCGAUUCGCCUCUUUUCCAAUAUGUGCAGGCCCUCGAUGCAGCAGGUCGGGCGAUGGGGCGCGAGCUCAAUAUUUAUUAUAAACUGAAGGAGUGGAUGAUCGAUGCUGGCUUCGAAGAUGUUCAGCAGUUCACUUAUCUUCUGCCAUACUCGCCUUGGCCACGGGAUCCCUAUCUCAAAGAGAUUGGGAAGUACCAGGCUGUUAUGGUUCAGGAAGCUGUUGAGUCUUAUGGGCUGAGGCUUUGUACUCAGGUUCUUGGUUGGGGUGCUGAGCCGGCUCGUGUUUUCCAGGCUUUGGUCAAGAAGCAGCUCAAGGAUAAGCAUUUGCAUUCUUAUGUUAAAGAAGUGGUUGUGUACGGAAGGAAGCCGUUGAACGGGUGA